Messenger RNA from Alosa sapidissima (American shad), 2491 nucleotides. It is a transcript of the gene c2h2orf69, whose product is annotated as chromosome 2 C2orf69 homolog. NCBI's taxonomy places the organism in Eukaryota, Metazoa, Chordata, Actinopteri, Clupeiformes, Clupeidae. Bases 202 to 1206 code for a protein of 334 amino acids. The transcript has 2 exons. The record is from RefSeq and is a predicted model, not a curated record. Gene Ontology annotation, cellular component: mitochondrion.
AUGCGUCGUGUGUGCAGUAAUUGUCCGUGGAACUACCGGAUAUCAGAGAUACAACUUUUCACCAAAAUUACAGUAUUUGAGAUUAUAUAUUGCUGUAAGGAAUAAUACACGUAUUGCAUUACGUAGAUUGUGCAUGUCGUGAAACGUCAAACAGCUUGACCAAAGUGUACGUAGCGUUAAUCCUGUUGUCGCCAAGUGCUCAUGUUUAGCAUCCGUGCAGUUAAAAGUGGGCUAACAUUAAUUGCAGUAGCAAAGGCUAUGAGCGCUGCGGCAGGAUCGUCGGAGCCUCCAGGACUCUGCCUAUCAGGGAACACCGUCGGCGUACGCCCGGACAGUCCGUCUCGGCUGCUGAGACUGGCCGCCGUCCCGGGAUAUGAGCAGGACCGGGUGAAUGAUCUGUUACUGCAUAGCCCCGUUGGAUCUGUGCGUCGGCACGGCAGCUCCGAGAUACCCGAGAGUGGCAAUGCCCAUGUUGUCUUUUUCCCGGGGGAUAUUCAGAAUUUUCAGCAGGAAAUGGCCCUGCACCCAGACGCUGCCCCAUGGCAGCACUGGAGCCUUGAGAGGGUGGCCCUGAUCUUGGGGCGCCGCUUUCUGAGCCACCAUAUCUGGAUAAUUCGAGCAUCACGACUGUAUCUCCACAAGUUCAGCAGCUACCAGAAUUUUGUGGAAAGCAACUUAUUUGGGGCGCCUGAGCAUUCCUCUGACUAUGGUGCUCUGCGCCAUCUGAGAGCCUUACUUGCCCAUGGAAUGGAACGUGCCAACCUUCCAGACCCUCUGCCCAUUCUGGGUAGUUCCUUGUCUCUUCCGCCCGGCUUCUCUCUCACCAUCAUGGGCUUCAGCAAGGGCUGUGUAGUGCUCAACCAGAUGGUCUAUGAACUGCCAGCAGCAAAGACAGACCCAGAGCUUGCACCCUUUUUGGAAUGUGUGACUGAUAUGUACUGGUUGGAUGGGGGUCACCCAGGUGGCAGUGAAACUUGGGUCACAGACAAAAGGGCACUGGCAGAGCUGGCAAGGAGCGGAGUGGCCCUUCAUGCCCACGUCACACCCUAUGAGGUGCACGAUCCGAUGCGGGCCUGGGUAGGCCAUGAGCACAAGCGUUUUAUACACACGCUUGAGGAGCUUGGCGCACAGCUUUCUCAGAAGUUGCACUUUGAGGAUGAGCCAGCAUCUAUUGACAACCACUUCCGGGUCAUCCAGGAAUUCUGAGGCCUGGCCAGCCACUGACUGAAACUGUAGACCCUGGGUAAGAUGUCGGAGUCAUUGCCCUUCCUGAUGCACAGUCAGAUUGAAGUUUGACAGUCAGAUUUGUAAUCCGUUCGUGAAGCUAGGUGCAGCCUCUAGGCUCAUUGGUCAGAGUAUUUGGUUGUUCAGGAGUGUUGGCCUCAAUUAACUGCUCCUCGCUGAUCGCAAACAGCCCAAGCUACUCAUUGGGAGGACUAGUAACAAGUUUGUGUUAGCAGCAAAUGGAAGAAAUGACCUCAUUCCGUCAAAUACAGUAUAAGGGCUUCAUAAUUUGCACAAAGAUAUGGAAAGUAAGAGUAAUGAUGAUUCUGACUUAUGCACCCUUCUUAUCCCUUGGAAAGUUCUUGUAUAUUCAGUUAGAAUUAUGCUUAAGAGCGAAGUGUAUAUUAUUUUCCCUGCAGUCUGAUAUUCCUGUAAUCUUUCCAAGUUGAUGACAUUCGUGAAUGUAAAUGGUCAUUUCUCAUGUCCGUAUAGCAACAUAAUGCUUAAAAAAUGUAUCUGGAAGACUAAAGUCUUAAUGUAAAUGUACGAUAAGUACAUUAAUAAGGUUAUGUGAUGAGAAUUAUUCUCAUUGUUAUAAAAGUGGCACUUACUGAGGGUUAUCUAACCCUUAAACUGAUAAUACACAAAGCAACAUUUUUAAGAAUGCUGCAUUUUGGCAACCACAGAGCAGGUUCCAUCUGUUCUGAUUGGCUGAUGACAAUUAAAGGCCUACUAGUGAUUGAAGAACUCCAGAAAGAAAAAUUGAUGCCCAACAUCAAUAGAAAUGUCCCCAAACAACAAUAGUCAGGAUCACUGCCCAGCAACAUUGCUUAAAAAUGACCUUGUGUUUCACCAGCUUUAGAUAUAAUUGCAUUGUAAUGACUAAUCUUCAAUUCCAAUGUAAAAGUUCUGAUGAGGAAAAGUGAUGUAUUGCUCCCUCCUGAUGUCUACAUGUUAAGCGAUUACUAAUGAAACAUUCAUGAAAGUUAUUUAGUGUCAUCUGGCAUGUCAUUUAUUACCAGUUACCCUCUGCUUUCUGCAUGGUUCUAGUUCAUCGUGUUUGUUUUGAAGUAGAAUCUCUUGAUUAUUAAAGUUACCAGCUUAAAAGCUAACUGCACUAGAUAUUUAACACAUAUUGUGUGAAUGACUCCAAUACCUCUGAAAACCUAUAAAAUAGCCUGCAUUGAAUGUACCAAGCACUUCAGGUCCAUUCCAUGUUUUUCCUUUAUGCUUUCUUAUUCAAUAAAGAAUGUAAAUCAGAAUGCUA